Osmia bicornis bicornis is the source of this 2927-nucleotide messenger RNA. RefSeq names its product repressor of RNA polymerase III transcription MAF1 homolog (gene Maf1). The coding region runs from base 906 to 1610 and encodes 234 amino acids. Gene Ontology annotation, biological process: negative regulation of transcription by RNA polymerase III. The record is from RefSeq and is a predicted model, not a curated record. Gene Ontology annotation, cellular component: nucleus. Lineage: Eukaryota; Metazoa; Arthropoda; Insecta; Hymenoptera; Megachilidae. The transcript is spliced from 5 exons. Gene Ontology annotation, molecular function: RNA polymerase III core binding.
CACGCAUAUAUUCGUUGUUGCAUAUAGGUGUACUAACAUCGCGAACGCAAAUAAUUAGUAAACGGUGCGAAACAGGAGUAAGAAAAGGGUUGAAGUUUAUAUAUAUUUCAUUACUACAUCGAAGUUUAAUCGAAUUUUGGGUGCGUUUCUUUGACAGUGAUCGUGAUACUUUAAGUGAUAGUGACAACAAUGUCCGUGAUUAUGGAUUGUUUUUGUCAGUAGCGGACGUGUUAAGGUUGUUUAUCGCUUUGUUUAGCUGACUUCUGAUAAAGGAUUUUGAUCUAUCGUUUUUUCUAAUCUUCGUGGAACGUUCGACAACAACUUUCUGUUUAGCGGGAGUUUUUGAUCGAAAGAAACGGUGUCUUUUGUUUCUCAAGGGUAGUCUAUCCCGUCCUUUACACCGUUUCCCUCUCUUUACGCUUGCACGUCACUCGGGCAGUGCAAGAAAGCAAAACUCGUCACGGCCUAAAGGUUUAAUUCUAAGGACCGAUUACUGAAAUCGGGACUAGAUACACAGACGGUAAAUUCGUCUCGAUAUCUUUAAUUAGAGAUCUGUGAUGUACAAGUUCGGCGCCGCGGGAAAAAUCAUUACGUCCACGAUUAAUUUCGUACACUCAAAAAGGAAAGGAAUUUUCAUAUACAUAAAAAAAAUGUACAAAGACUCGAUAAGUCUUCGAAGUCGUAGAAAUUUUUUAACUUUUCGAUUGUAUUGAACUAUCUUGGCCGUGCGACUGAGAAACGAGGCCAAGUUUUGUCAAGAAAUAUACGCUAAAGGUCAUCAACUCCUGUGUAACGUAAUGGGGUAUUAAUGACAAGAGCGUUCCAAUAGGAGAUGCACCAAGAGUACCCAGUACAGAGACGCUGUUUUUAUCUGACAUAAAGGAAAAACCACUGUUCUUGACAAGAUGAAGUUGCUCGAAAGUACACGUUUUGAAGCUAUAAACAGUGCCUUGUCCAUCAAAACUGGAGACAGCAAAAUAAUAGGCAGAAUAGAGAGUUACUCUUGCAAAAUGGCUGGAAAUGACAAACAGCUGUAUAAACGUUUCAAUGCUGAACAAGGUUUUACUCCGCAUGAUCUUCAAGCCCUUUCACCACCACAAACAUCCUUGGGAACAUCACCUGCUCAAGGAUACUUUAGCCGUAGUGUAUCUGGUGAUGAAGAUGGCCCACUAUGUGACACAAUCAGUAGAAAAACAUUGUUCUAUUUGAUAGCCACUUUGAAUUCAGCUUUCCAUCCAGAUUAUGAUUUUUCUGAUGCUAAGAGCCACGAGUUCAGUAAAGAACCAAGCUUACAAUGGGUGAUGAAUGCUGUAGACAGUAAUUUAAGUGCAACUGCAGGAGACCACUAUCGCACUCUUCGAACGGCGCUUUGGGCUGCUAUCGAUGAUGAAAUAUCAUUAAGUGAAUGUGAUAUUUAUAGUUAUAAUCCAGACUUUGCAUCGGAUCCGUUUGGAGAAGAUGGAUGUUUGUGGUCAUUUAAUUAUUUCUUCUACAAUAAGAAAUUAAAACGCAUUGUGUUUUUUCCGUGCAGAGCAAUAAAUCCUCUCUAUGUACUAGAUUCUGGAGUCGGCAGUGAUUUUGCCAUGGAUGAAGAUGAAGAGAGAUACUAAAUUUAUAAUACGCGUUUACAAACUUUAUCAUCUUUAUUAGUUUUGCCAUACAAAGGCAUAAGUGAACAUUGAGUUUCACGUAUUACAUAUUAUGUACAAUCGUACUUCUCAACUUUCAUGUUUGUAUAUAUCUUCUUUUUGCAGUGAUAUUUGUUUGAAAUUCGACACUUGUAAUAGAAAAUUGUAUUGUUCUCCUUCUUAGCCUUCAGUAUAGUAUAAAAGUUUAGUUACAGUCAACAAAGAAUGAAAUAGAAGAGUAAGGUUGGAAGAUAUCAAAAUCAUAUCUUUUCCUUGCAAAUUUAUCAUUUAUACAUAUAUAUAUAUAUGUAUGUAUAUAUAUUACUAUUCAAUAUACUUUAAGGAUAUAAAUCAGCUACAUAUUAACCGAAUAUGGUAAGUUUAAGAAUUUCAUAGAUUUUUUUUCCGUGUGACAUAAAUAUUCAUAUUUAAAAUAUCUGUGAAAAUCUUCUUACUAUUUAAAUAUAAAAGCAACAACAAACUUAGUGGGUUUUUAAAUUGAUGUUGUACUAAGUUAUUCUCUUUUUGUUCAAUUAUUAUGGCAAUAAGAGUAAAACUAAAGCAUUUCUAAUCCAUAUUAUAAAAUGGGAGUACAAAAUCAUUAGAGCAAUAGUAGAUUUAAAAGUGCAGCAUUAACUUCUGAAUCCUAGUCAUAUUUUUAAGUUACAAAAGAUUUGUUAGCUAUUUGUGCUUUUUACAGGAAAAGUUGGUCACGAAAUGUUUUUGACGUAUUUAUAAACUUUUAAUAUAAAACUACAUCCUUCCAUGUUUCAUAUACAUGUAUCAUUUUUAAUAGAUGUCCACGAAUAUAAUUUGUGUAUUGACACGAUAAAUAUUCAUUUUUGUGAAUUAUCAUGAUUUUCAAUCGAUCUAUUGAAGUAAUCUCAAAUAAAUUUAUAAAAAGAUAUAGUAUGUAAAUUUUACGUAUACAUAGUAGAUUUUCUUAGAACUUCGAUAUAGAAUGAAAUUUAAUUUUAUGUUACUGAUGAAUAUAUACAUCUAUAUAUACAUAUAUAACUAUGAAUGACAAAAUAAACCAGUAUGCUCGAAUUUUAGAUUACUAGGUUUUGAUUAAAAACAGUAAUUUUCAAGCGAUUUGUAUAAUAUACAUAUAAUUUUAGUUUCCUUAACACUGCACGUUUUCAGCAGCAUUUGAAUUAACUUUACAUUUCAACAUAAUUCAAUUCUACACGAUUUUUGUCUUUACUUCUUUAAAAACAGAUGUAUUUACUAUAUAGAAAUUAGCUUUACCGGAUUAGCUUGUGUACAUUAAAUAAAUAAUAAAUCAACAAGCACAAA